UGUUUGCGCCAUAAACUUGAUUCAAGCCCGUGGAGUCUGCGAGAGCCCAAAUGCUGAAAGAAGUUUCAUGAGAGGCUGUGAGGAGUUUGGAUCUUUGAUGUGGAUGUAGACGCUGUCACUUUAAACGAAGCAUUCAACUGCAGUUUGUUUGAUUUAAACCAUCUGCUGGGUCAGAGAGAAACGGUGUGUCCUGAGCUUUAUUCUGACCUUUCUAAAUAUCGGACACGUGGACUCGGGGGAAAGUGUCCACAAUGUCCGGUGAAGGUGAUGCUGGAGGUCAACCGUCCACAACAACAAUCAGCACUGUGGCUGUACAGGCUGGAGCUUCACAGAUUGUUGUAUCGGUGCUCAAGUGUGGAGAACUGGUGCAGCUACAGCUAACUGAAGCACAACCAAACCUCCUGGAGAUCGGAAACAACCAGGAUGAGACCAAAAAGCUUUUACAGGAACACGAGCAGCUUUUAACAAAACUGAAGAGAAAUGAAGGGGGUGUUUGGGCUCUGCUGGAAGAGGCUGAUAAAAAAGCGAAGGAGAAGCCCGGAGAGGCGCUGGUGUAUGAGGCUAUGGCUGUCUCUCUCAGCGAGGCUUGGAAGACGCUGGUGAACCAUCUGGAGAAGAGGAGAUCUCUCCUGAUUUUGGCAUGUCAUUUCUUCGAAUGUGCUCUGGAGUUUGCCAUCAAGAUUGAUGAAGCUGAGGACUUUCAGAAUGUUGAUCCUGAUCUGACUUCUGCAGACAACAUGAGUGAAAUGAUUCAGGGACAAAGUACUAUAAGAAGAGGGAUGUUGGAGAAGUCAAUGUUGGUACUGAAUAAAAGUCGUGAGCUGCUGGAAUUUCUGAAGGACUUUCAGUCGGAACAGGCCCUGCGGUAUGGCAGGGCUUCUCAAGGGGCCUGGAACAGCUUUGGAAAGGUUGAAGGUUUAAUGGAGAUUCUGCAGGACAGACGCAGGCAAGUGGACCUUCGCAUGAGACGACAACAACAUGAGCUGGAAAUGGUACAUCAGAUUUGCCAAUGGGAGCAAAAGGAAGAGGAAGUAACACGAUGGUUUAAGGAAAAUCGGACUUUAUUCUUGGAAAACAAUCAGCUUGGUUCAUCCCUGUCUGAAAAUGAGGACUUGCUUCAGGAACACAAAAAGAUGGAACGGAAAACCAAGGAUUGGAGUGUGCUGGUGGAAAGGUUACUACAACAAGCGUCUGAAAUGCUCUCCACAAAUGAUUGCUCGGACCUUCAGCGCUUGUCUGAGAAGAGAGAGAAACUCAAAGCCACACAUGAGCAGUUCUCCAAUCUGAUGAUGACUCGCCUGUCUCAUCUGCAGGACAGCAAUGCUUUUUACAGGAGUGCUAAUAAAGCAUUUGAGGUGCUUGGAGGCAUAGAGGCUGCCCUUAAGGAGUUGAAGACCAAAUCUCUGCCAUUACCAGAGCUAGCUAAGAAACACGAAGAGUUUUCACGCAAUAUAAAAGAAGCGUCCGCAGAGGCACUUCAGAGAGGACAUCUGUUACUACAGAAGCUCAAUCCACAAAGUGUUGGAGGGCUGCACAGGAUGCUGGGAUACAUCAAAGAGAGAGUGGAGGUGCUGAAUCAUGAGUGCCACGCACACCUAAAGCUAACAGACAGAAGACAGCAGGUGGUGUCCUCAUGUGAAGAUCUUGUAGAUAAGGUUUCCAGCUGGAUAAAGAAAAGCCACGGUGUUCUCUCAGCUAGUACAGAACCUGGUUCAACCUUAACCAUGGCUGAGGAUACACUUAACAAACACGUUGAGCUCCUCUCACAGUCUCAGGAUGUCAUGAGAGAAUCUGAGGCUACAGCCGGUUUGAUAAAAGAGCUACGGGAGCUGGAAUCCUCGGAGACAGUCGAGUUGUCCAACAAAGCCUCGCUUCUGGCUGAGGAGAUGAAAACGCUGGUCAGAAACAUUUCAACACACGUGGAGAGUCUCAGACCCUAUGUGGACUUCUUGCGCUCUGCUGAUGAGGUCGAGGAGCAGAUAAGAACAUUGCAGGAAUGUUACAAGAACAAGCCAGAACAAGAGGAGGAAAAUGAAGGCACAGGGGCAUCCAUGAAGGAAGUGUUGGAUGUUAAGUGGCAGACUCUGCUCCAGAGGUUUUUUACAAUGCAGGAUCUGGGCAACAAUUUCAUCAACUCCUCCAACAUGGUCAGAGGCAAUCUGAAUCUAAAUGUUAAAGCAGCAGGGAAUGUUGUCGAGAAACAUAUGGAGACACUGAGCAAGAAAAAAUCUGAGUUAGCUGACCUGUGGACAUCUUGGCAACUUCAGUAUAGUCAGAUAAAAUCGGUGAAGAAGCAGUGGAAAAAAUUCAAGGAUCAGGUCAAAAAGGUUCUUCAUGAUUUAAAAGCAAUGGAGGAGAUUUUUGCUCCGGCAUCAAAAGUUGAUUUGGGGGGUGAUGCUCAGACUGUCUCCAAAAUACAAGAAAGCUUCAACACUGCUAAGCCAGAGUUCCUGCGACUAAAUGCAGAAGUGGAAUUCCUAGUGAAGACUUCAGAGCUGCUGGCAUUAAAAGGAAUACCGGUGAAAGAGAAGAAUGAGAGAGUUUCUGAGCUUCUUCAGCUGAAUCAGCGUGUCAGAGAUAUGAUGAGAGAGUAUGAAACCGUUCUCAGCAUGGCUGUCAAAUUCCAUCAGCUUUAUCUAGAGCUUGAUACCGUUUUAAAGGCAGAACCGGUGGCUGUGUUUAAUGACACCAGUCAGGCCAGAACACAGCUGACCCAGCAUCAGGAGAGACAGAAGCACGUUCACCAUCUGUACAAGCUCGCUCUCUCGCUGGGUGCUGACAUCACCAACACUGUACAGCAGUCGCGCCAGCUGGUGUUGUCAGUGCAGCGGUUACAUGAGAAGCUGGAAAAGUUGGAGAGAGGACGCACCAACUGGAUCGCUGAAGCUAACAAGUGUGAAGAGAGUUUAAUGAGCAACGUCCACUACUGUCUCUGUAAGGAAGAGAUCAGUGAGCUGAGAGAGUCCUUUAAAGAUCUCAAGAAGAAAUUCAACAAUUUAAAAUUCAACUACAUGAAGAAAAAUGAGAAAUCGAGGAACCUAAAGGCUGUGAAAAAUCAGAUCCAGCAAAUUGAGAUAUACAUAGAAAAGCUACAGGUUUUAAAGAAGAAGCUACACAUGUUUACUCAGAAGGUCUCUGGCGGCUCUGAGAAGCAUUUAAUUGGCAACAGUCUCAGAGAGAUUGAAGAUGCCUCAAAUGAGCUGCGGAGACAGGUGGGCGACUUUGACAGGACGGUGGAGGAAUACAAACAAAACCUGGAGAUGAAUGUCAAACUCCAGCAAGCUUUAGAGGAGUACAACUUUUGGUGUGAUGAAGCAAGCUCCACUAUCGUACGUGUGGGGAAAUAUUCGUCCCAGUGUGAGACUAAAGAAGCAGUCAGCAGUCUCUACAAACAGUUUGAAAAGUUUAUGUGGCCCACGAUACCACAGCAAGAGGAGAGAAUGAAUCAGAUCACAGAGCUGGCGGUACGGUUACAUGGCGCUGAAGAAGGGAAAAAAUAUAAGGAGAGAACCGUCAACAAGCACCAUGAAAUUGUGGAAUCGAUAAAAGAGCUCUCAAAUGGACUGCUGGACCUUGAGGCCAAACUACAGUUAGAAAUGCUGAAACAACCUCCGACACCUGAAGACAACAACAAACGGGACACUAUUGAUACUCCUGAGCAAAAGGAAAGUGGUCAUACACCUGAGAUGACAGGUCCCCACUGUACUAAAGAGAUACCCAUCAACAAGAAACCUCAGCUUCGCAAGACAAGAAGCCAAGAUUUGCCUGACAAACAUCAUCCAGAGCAUCAAAAAGUGACAGAGAGCAGAGUUAAAACUCAAGAGGCGUUUUCCAAGACGAGCAAGGUGGAGACCAUCACAUGCAAAUCUACUGUAGAGAGGAGAGAGGAAAUGCACACCACCUUCUCUCACACGCACACGGUGAGCCAUUCCCCCGCAGAGAGAGAUAAGAGGAGCUGCAUGCUGCAGCAAACCCCACCUCCACCACCCCCACCGCCUCCACGAGAUCCAGGCCGAUCACGACCCGGCAUCAGAGACAUUCAGAAGACCGCAUGUCGUCACUCUUUAGAGGAGGAAUUUCUUUUACAUGGAACACCAGAAUCAGCAGCUCCAGCAGGAAGCGUGCCUGAAGGUGACUUCCACCCUGAACUUCUCACGGAGGAAUCGCUCUCCAACGACGAAUACGAAUGCACCUCCCCAGACGACAUCUCCCUGCCUCCGUUAUCCGAGACCCCCGAAUCCAACAUCGUUCAGUCUGAAAAUGACCUGGACGACGGCUACUGCGUGAGCUCUCACAGCCUUCGCGUAAACCAGUACAACCACCAGUCCCACACCCAGCACGGCGACGCCGUCCACCAGAAGCGAGAGUGGAUGCCUAGUCAGACCGAGAGCUACCCUUCUCCCACCACGGGUUCGGGUGCCAGGUUCAGAGCAGAAUCGUCAUCUUUCAUUCAAAGCCCUCUUACAGUUCCCGCUCCUAGUCUCGUGUCCAACACCCUCACCAGCAUAUUAAAGAGCAAAUUUGCCAACCCACCAAGCAGCGUUACUGAAUGCCACGAAACUCUGUAUUCUGUGCAUGAGAGUCGUACAGAAACACAGCAGUGUGUGCAUGAUUCCAGUACUCGGUCCAAUAACACGCAUGCUAACCCAUUAACCGCAGAACCGGACUCAGAUGUUUGCAAGCCCACAGCCAUCCGAGAGGAGAUCAGGCGGGCAUCUUCCAAAAAGGUUAUGGGUAACCUGGCAGCUGGCUCGGGUCCUAACUUCUCCAAAACAUUGUCUAAUACCACAGUUAUGGAGGGAUCUCCGGUGACCCUGGAAGUGGAAGUCACUGGAUUCCCUGAGCCUACAUUAACAUGGUUCAAGAAUGGACACACACUGGCCAAUGAUGAGCACAUAGAACUCUCCCAUAAAGAAGGCAAGCAUGCUUUGUUCAUUCAGAGCACUGCUGUGACAGACUCUGGGCAGUACACGGUCACUGCCUCUAACUCGGCCGGUACUAUCACCUCCAGCUCAAUGCUACAGGUCAAAGGUAACAACAGCCCUGACUUUGACGUUCUCAAACUGGACUGGCACACCUGCUUUGGCACUCUGUGUUUCUUCUUGUGGCUGCUCUACCUGCUUCUGUUAUAACGGACACGGUCAUUAACGUACAUGAGGAAAAGCACACGGGUGUGAAUUCUUCACCGGCCAAUUUCCACAUGUCACUUAACCACUGGUUUGCAUGAUUAACUGUUCACUUUUUCGCUAUUGGGUUGAAUGGUUCUGAGUUGGGCGAGCAAAGGUUUCAGGUGCAUUUCCAUCUGUAGGCCUACCUGGACUCGUUGGUACAGUUUGCUAACCAUGUGCUGGUAAAACGCAUGUUGUAAAGUGGUGAUUCGUGAUAUAUAAUGUGGUGGUCACGUAUCAGUUGCCAAAGUGAUUCUUUCUUAAUAGGGGCCUAAGUUCGCUAAUAUUUAGGUAGAUGACUGAUAAAAAGGGUCUACGUUGUAGAAUGUAAUGGUAAUACAUUACAGUUGCAACUGCUGAAACAAAUUUUGCAACAGGAACUCUUCGGCCCGAUGGUGGAAAAGGUGCUACAGUAUUAUGAUACAAACCCCUAGCAAAUAGGUAAUAGCACAUGGGUAUUUGACAUGAAGUUCUUUUUGUUGUUAUGUAUUGCAGUAUGAAAAGCUAAAAAUCUUUUAAGCACAAUUUUCCUCUUUUUCAUUAUGCAGGCUGCAUUUGUGAGCUCUUAAUAAUUGAGAGACUAUAAUGGAAAAUGUCCUUUAAAAUGAAUUUGGCUGGACCAUGUACUGUAUAGUAAGGGCAAAAGAAAUAAAAAUGUUAACUAUUCAUAACAAGACUUUUGUCUAAUUCAUUCAUCUAGAUGUUAAAGGGAUAGUUCACCCAAAAAGGAAAAUUCUGUCAUCAUUUACUCACCUUCGAGCUGUUCCAAAUUUGUAUGAAUUUCUUUGUUCUGAUGAACACGGAGAAAGAUAUUUGGAAGAAUGCUUAUAACCAGACAGAUUUUACCCCCCAUUGACUCCCAUAGUAGGAAAAAAUACUUUAUCAUUAUUUUUGUUCUGUUGAACACAAAAGAAGACAUUUUGAAGAAUGUAGGACAGCAAACAGUUCUGGGGCACUUUUGACUACUAUUGUAUAUUUUCCUAUACUAUGGUAGUCAAUGGGGGGCAAAAUCUGUCUGGUUAUAAGCAUUCUUCCAAAUAUCACCUUUUUGGAUGAAUUAUCCCUUUGACGGAAUUUUCAUUUUUGGGUGAAGUAUCCCUUUAAAAGGUUAGUUCACCCAAAAAUGAAAUUUACUCACCGUCAAGUUGUUCCAAUGUUAGUAACCAAACAGAUCUCAUCCCCCAUCGACUCCCAUAGUAUUUAUUUUCCCUAAUGACAUUCUUCCAAAUAUCUUCCUUUUAUGUUCUGCAGAACAAAGACAUUUAUACGGGUUUGGAACAACCUGAGGGUGUGUAAGUGAUGAUUGGGGCGAACUAUCCCUUUAAAUUAAAAAUGUCAAGGCAUGCGUCAACUAGGCAAUAUAUUUUUAUUUUGACAAUAACACUGAAACACUAAUAUUUGUUAGCAUGAACCAAAUUGAACAUGCAUUGAAUUAGUCUAUGCUUUGUCCGAGUACAUAUAUUAUUAGUAGUAAUGGAUCUGAAUGAAUGGUUUUGUCUUACACCAUGCACAUAAUUAAUUGUUUAUGCAGCCAUAAAGUUAC
Triplophysa rosa is the source of this 6711-nucleotide messenger RNA. RefSeq names its product coiled-coil domain containing 141 (gene ccdc141). The transcript has 25 exons. The record is from RefSeq and is a predicted model, not a curated record. Gene Ontology annotation, molecular function: guanyl-nucleotide exchange factor activity. NCBI's taxonomy places the organism in Eukaryota, Metazoa, Chordata, Actinopteri, Cypriniformes, Nemacheilidae. Gene Ontology annotation, biological process: axon guidance. The coding region runs from base 252 to 5132 and encodes 1626 amino acids. Gene Ontology annotation, cellular component: cytoplasm; plasma membrane.